Molecule: messenger RNA, 1421 nt
Organism: Cajanus cajan (pigeon pea)
Lineage: Eukaryota; Viridiplantae; Streptophyta; Magnoliopsida; Fabales; Fabaceae
Product: triacylglycerol lipase 2
Biological process (GO): lipid metabolic process
Molecular function (GO): hydrolase activity, acting on ester bonds
Source: RefSeq, a predicted model, not a curated record
UACGUAAGGAUCAUAUAAUUUAUCAUUUUAUUAACUACAUUUCCAAUGGCCAACAUAGUAGUUUGCCUUUUUUCAAUAAUAAUCUUCCUUUGCACUACAGCAGCACAAGGGAGACAAAAUUUUCACCCUAACAAUGAAUGGCCAACAUCCUCUUUAGUUACUAACCAAGAUGGUGGUAUUUGCCAAACAAUAGUAGAGACACAAGGUUACACAUGUGAAGAACAUCAGGUUACAACAGAUGAUGGCUACAUCUUGAGCUUGCAGAGGUUGCCGGCCAGCCGGUCCGGUAAGAAAGCCGACAAGCCGCCGGUGCUAUUGCAACAUGGUCUUUUUUGUGAUGCCUUUACAUGGCUAGUCAAUUCUCCAAAUGGAUCAUUGGGAUUUAUCUUAGCAGACGAUGGAUAUGAUGUGUGGCUUGCUAACACUCGUGGGACAAAAUAUAGUCGCGGGCACAAAUCGCUUCUUCCUAGUGACAAGGAUUAUUGGAAUUGGUCAUGGGAUGAGUUAUCUAGUUACGAUCUUCCUGCUUUUGUCAACUAUGUGUACAGCCAAACCGGUCAGAGAAUGCACUAUACAGGUCAUUCCUUGGGAACCUUAAUGGCUUUGACUGCUUUCUCACAAGGGAAAUUGAUGGACAUGUUGAGAUCAGCUGCAUUACUUUCUCCAAUUGCUCAUAUGCAUCAAAUUGCAUCUCCAAUAGCAACACUUGCUGCCGACACAUUUUUAACUGAUCAACUAUACUGGUUAGGACUCCGUGAAUUCAUUCCAAACGGGGAUGCUGUUAGCAAAUUUGUGGAAGGAUUGUGCAGUAAAAUAAACUUGAAAUGCUCAGACCUAUUGUCACUUUUCACAGGUCCAAAUUGCUGCUUUACUUCCUCCAAAUUAAAUGCCUUUCUUGAUCAUGGAUUGCAGUCAACAGCAACUAUGAACUUGAUUCACCUAUGUCAAAUGAUCAGAACAGGAAGUAUAGCAAAGUAUGAUUAUGGUGAUCCAGAACAGAAUAUGUUGCACUAUAGACAACUGUUUCCUCCUUCUUAUGUCAUGACAGCAAUUCCAAAUGAAUUCCCUCUUUUUCUCAGCUAUGGAGGUUUAGACACACUAUCUGAUGUAAAGAAUGUGCUGCUUUUGCUCAGUGACCUCAAAGAUCAUGAUAGAAACAACCUUGUGGUAUUAUUCAAAGACGAUUAUGCUCACGUUGAUUUUUUCAUGGGAGCCAAUGUCAAACAAGUUAUUUAUGAUCCUAUGGUAGAUUUCUUCAAGGCUAAUUGAUUUCACAACUAUUAUUCAUUGCACUUCAUAUAAUGUUAUUUUUGUUUAUUCAUUAGGUUAGUACAUUAAAAUAUGUUACAUUUUUCUCUUGAUCAAUGACUACUAUGUUCUGUUUCUCAGCAAUAACAAAGUAUAUUCUAUUCUAAUUGAAC